AUGCUGAGUUUCUGGAACAUCGUCAGCGGGAGGACGUUCUCCAUCAUCCUGCUGUCCCUCAUGGUCCUCCUUGGCUUGGGCGGGCUGGUGGGGAAUGGCCUCAUGCUCUGGCUCCUGGGCUUCAGAGCCAAGCGGAACCCCUUCUCCGUCUACAUCCUGCACCUGGCAGGGGCCGACUUCCUCUUCCUGGGCUGCCAGACGGUAUUUGCCAUCCUCAGCUUCAGCCGGGGGCAGCAGCCGCUCUACCUGGUGGUCGCUUUCCUCUGGUUCGUGGCGGGCCUGGGCCUGCUGGUGGCCGUGAGCCUGGAGCAGUGUCUGGUCGCGCUCUUCCCCCGCUGGAGCGCCCGGCGGCCCAAGCACACGUCGGCCUGCACGUGCGCGCUGGUCUGGGCGCUGUCCCUGCUGCUGGUGCCAGGCCACGCCUGCGGCUUGCUGAGCGGGGGCAGCUCCUGGCUUACCUGCUUCCAGUACCACGCGGUGAGCAGCAUUUGCAUGUUCCUGCUCUUCUCGGCUCUGUGCGUCUCCAGCGUGGUGCUGCUGGUGCGCGUGCAGUGCUGCUCCCAGAGCAGCUCGAAGCCCCCGUUCUACUGCUUCGUCCUCCAGCUGGUGCCCUUGUUCUUCUUCUGCGGCCUCCCCUUCCUCGUCUACUGGACCGUGAAGAACACCUUGGGCUCCCUGGCGUCUUUUUUUUCUUUUUUCUUGUCCAUCGCCGAGCUCCUGGCCUGUGUGAACAGCAGCACCAAGCCCCUCGUUUACUUCUGCAAUGCGAGCCACAGGCAGGAUCUCCAAAGGGCCUGGGCCGGGGGGGGGGGGGGGGGGGGGGGAAGAGCAGGUUCGCCGAGGCCCUGGAGAUGA
Sarcophilus harrisii (Tasmanian devil) is the source of this 855-nucleotide messenger RNA. It is a transcript of the gene MRGPRG, whose product is annotated as MAS related GPR family member G. Bases 1 to 855 code for a protein of 284 amino acids. Gene Ontology annotation, cellular component: membrane. NCBI's taxonomy places the organism in Eukaryota, Metazoa, Chordata, Mammalia, Dasyuromorphia, Dasyuridae. Gene Ontology annotation, biological process: G protein-coupled receptor signaling pathway. Gene Ontology annotation, molecular function: G protein-coupled receptor activity. The record is from RefSeq and is a predicted model, not a curated record. The transcript has a single exon.